Molecule: messenger RNA, 618 nt
Organism: Acanthosepion pharaonis
Lineage: Eukaryota; Metazoa; Mollusca; Cephalopoda; Sepiida; Sepiidae
Source: the annotation of a GenBank genome assembly
AUGUACACAAUCUAUCUAUCUAUCUAUCUAUCUAUCUAUCUAUCUAUCUAUCUAUCUAUGUUCAUUUCCUAUCCAUCUAUCUAUCUAUCUAUCUAUCUAUCUAUCUAUCUAUCUAUCUGCACACUAUUCUUUCUUUCUUUCUUUCUUUCUUUCUUUCUUUCUUUCUUUCUUUCUUUCUUUCUUUCUUUCCCUCAUUCGGUGACUUUUCUUUUUUUUUCUCUCAAUGCUCUUUCACGAUCUUUGCUUUCUUUCUUUCUUUCUUUCUUUCUUUCUACACUUCCUUUUUUAUACUUUUACUUUUUUCAUACUUUCUUUUUAUUUAAUUACUUAUUUUUCUUUCUUUCUUUUUUCUUUCUUUUUUCUUUUGUAUUCUACGCUUUUCUUUAUUUUUUUCAUACUUUUUCUUUUUACAUACUUUCUUUUUUCUUUAUACACUUUUCUUUCUUUCUUUCUUUCUUUCUUUCUUUCUUUCUUUCUUUCUUUCCCCAUUGUUCUUUCUUUCUCAGAUGCAUAUGCUCGGAAACGAGUAACCAGCCAUUGUAUAUAAAGAUCUAUCUAUCUAUCUAUCUAUCUAUCUAUCUAUCUAUCUAUCUAUCUAUCCACAGACAGACUGGCUAG